CUUCGAUGAGCAGUCACCAUGAACGAAUCCAUGAUUAUAAAAACGGACGCCAAAAGCCACAGUAAUUACAGCCUUCAGUUGAAUCGUUGGUUCUUAAAACCGAUCGGUGCUUGGCCAUAUUUUUCCACCACCUCGACACUCGAAAAAGUCAUUUCCGUCUGUUUGAUCAUCCUCUGUUAUGCCGUUAUACUGUUCAGCAUAAUCCCUUGCGUCGCUCAUUUAAUCUUCGAAGAUGAUAGUUUUUAUAGAAAAGUAAGAGUGUUCGGUCCUCUGGGCCAUUGGUUCAUCGGUGGAAUCAACUAUACCAAUCUGCUGUUUCGAAGAAAAAAUAUAAGUGAUUGUGUGGAACACAUUGAAACUGAUUGGCAAAUAGUGACGAAAGAGAAACAGCAACAAGUAAUGCUGAAACACGCAAAGUUUGGCCGAUACGUGUCGGCUAUAUGCGCGAUCUUCGUGCACAGUGGUAUCAUGUCUUACUGUAUAGUAAGUGCGUCCAGUACGCAGAUCAUCAAAGUUGGUAACGAGACAAGGACCAUGCGUUCGUUGCCCCUUGGUGUUUACAACAGGAUGAUCCCAGUCGACACGAGCCCCGCGAACGAAAUAGUCCUCGUAAUGCAGUUUCUAUCGGCUUUCAUCGCCGACUCCAGCGGAAUUGGAUUUUACACACUGGCGAGUGUCUUAGCAGCACAUGCUUGCGGUCAACUGAGCGUGUUAACGAUUUGGAUCAGUGACUACGUGAAUGAAGCUGAUAACAGAAAGGAGGAUGCUUCUUUUAGGAAAAUUGGAACGAUCGUGGAACAUCAUCUGAGAACACUAGAGUAA
Messenger RNA from Bombus pyrosoma, 822 nucleotides. RefSeq lists its product as uncharacterized. Gene Ontology annotation, biological process: detection of chemical stimulus involved in sensory perception of smell; sensory perception of smell. The record is from RefSeq and is a predicted model, not a curated record. Lineage: Eukaryota; Metazoa; Arthropoda; Insecta; Hymenoptera; Apidae. Gene Ontology annotation, molecular function: odorant binding; olfactory receptor activity. The transcript has a single exon. Bases 19 to 822 code for a protein of 267 amino acids. Gene Ontology annotation, cellular component: plasma membrane.